AUGGCCAGCAUCUCUUUAAAGGCAUUUCUCGGUGGUAGUAGCCGAUUGCUCAGCGUCGGAUCUAUCUCUUCUUCAUCUGCUGCAGGUCUGCCAGGAAUUAUCCCCCGGUUAACUGAGACUUUGCGCAAUAUCCCUCCCAUCACCAUUCAGAUACCCUUUGGCAAUAAGAAGACUGAGACUGAAGUUCGUGGUGAUAUGACUGGUCUUGAUGAGCACGGCUGCAGUGAGGUGACUCCAGCAUCUAUAAUAGAAGAAAACAAGAGCAGUAGGACAAAGGGUGGAGUUACCAGAUUAGGAGAGUCAUUCCCUGAUGAGUACUUUUUCGACAAUGGCAUUUUACUUGCAGUUCCCAAGAAGAAAGUUUCGCAUCGCCGUAAGCGUAACCGCCAGAUUGCACCUGAGGCCAAGCAGCAAAAGGAGGUUUUUAGUUUGGACCGAUGUUCGUCUUGUGGCCAUAUUAAGAGAAGACAUGCUCUUUGCAUGCAUUGUGUAAGUGAGAUCAAGACACUUUGGAAGGAGCGGGAUGUUGCUGAGCAGUCAAAGGAUGGUCAUGUUGAGCGGGAUUUGUUGCCCAUUGAGGAGCAGACUCUUUAUCCUGGUAAAGUUGAACGUGCAGAGCAAAAGAAGCUGAAAGAAAAGGAAUAUCUGUACAAGCCUCCACGAACUCUUCCUUAUGAGAAGUAA
Magnusiomyces paraingens is the source of this 684-nucleotide messenger RNA. Its product is annotated as mitochondrial 54S ribosomal protein bL32m. The transcript has a single exon. The coding region runs from base 1 to 684 and encodes 227 amino acids. Gene Ontology annotation, cellular component: mitochondrial large ribosomal subunit. Gene Ontology annotation, biological process: translation. Lineage: Eukaryota; Fungi; Ascomycota; Dipodascomycetes; Dipodascales; Dipodascaceae. The record is from RefSeq and is a predicted model, not a curated record. Gene Ontology annotation, molecular function: structural constituent of ribosome.